CAGACUAGGAGUACGAAAAAAUAUAUUUGUUUGUGUUUAUAAAAUAAAUAUUUUGUUUUAGGAUCUGUAUGAAAAAGUUUAAAAAUGGUAAUCUACGGAGUUUAUAUCGUUAGUAAAUCUGGCGGUUUAAUAUAUAACUAUGACCAUAAUAUUCCCAAAGUAGAAACGGAAAAAACUUUCGGGUUUCCUUUAGAUAUCAAACUUGAAUAUGAAAAUAAGAAAGUCGUAGUUGUUUUUGGCCAAAGAGAUGGUAUAAAUGUCGGACACGUCCUCCUCUCAGUGAAUGGCUCACCAGUCAACGGCCGUACCACAGAAGACGGAAAAGACGUAUUCGAUGUUAUAGAGCUAAAGGAAAGUUACCCUCUGAGUCUGAAGUUCGGACGGCCACGAGCCACGACAAAUGAGAAGAUAGUUUUAGCGAGUAUGUUCUACCCGCUCUUUGCACUAGCAAGUCAACUUAGUCCUGUCCCCAAAUCUUCAGGAAUUGAGAUUCUUACUGCAGACUCAUUCAAACUAUCAUGUUUUCAGACAUUAACAGGUGUGAAGUUCAUAGUGGUAACUGACCCCAACAUGCAAGGGCCUGAUGUAGUCCUCAAACGAAUCUAUGAGCUGUACUCCGACUAUGCUCUGAAAAAUCCCUUCUAUUCUUUGGAAAUGCCGAUACGCUGUGAGCUGUUUGACACAUCAUUACAUACGCUACUUGAAUUAGUUGAGAAAUCUGGAACUGCCAAUUUAUAACUGACUUAAAGAUGUGUAUAGAAUUAAAAUAAGACUAUUUUGAAUGUGUUUGUACAUUGAAGGUAAAUAGAUGCUGUGAAAAAACAAUGCUAAUCGAAUUGUUUGCUCCUCAUUAUGCAAUAAUUAUAUUAUAAUAAGUUUGCUAUUGAAAUAUGUUUAAAUACUUCCGGCUUUGUUUAGUUUUCUUUUAUUCUAAAACAACCUUAUUCUAUUUCCAUUGCACAUCAAAAGAUCUAAUAUAUAGAAAAAUGGAAAAACAAAUACUAGCUAAAAGCUAUGCAACCACUCUGAAGCGGUGUUAUGCUUGAAAUAAUCUUCAUUUAAGGUACUAGUUUUAUGACCAACAUAUGAGUAAAAAAUUGUUGAUGCUAUUAUUUUAUUUGUAUGUUUAGCUUAUGUUAAGAUAUGUUAACUGUUAUGUAUAUAAAGUGUAUUAAAUAUAUUUGAUCUAUCGA
This is a messenger RNA of Vanessa atalanta (red admiral), 1193 nucleotides long. RefSeq names its product trafficking protein particle complex subunit 4 (gene Trs23). Gene Ontology annotation, cellular component: TRAPP complex. The transcript is spliced from 4 exons. The coding region runs from base 85 to 738 and encodes 217 amino acids. The record is from RefSeq and is a predicted model, not a curated record. NCBI's taxonomy places the organism in Eukaryota, Metazoa, Arthropoda, Insecta, Lepidoptera, Nymphalidae. Gene Ontology annotation, biological process: endoplasmic reticulum to Golgi vesicle-mediated transport.